Spodoptera littoralis (African cotton leafworm) is the source of this 324-nucleotide messenger RNA. Lineage: Eukaryota; Metazoa; Arthropoda; Insecta; Lepidoptera; Noctuidae. The record is from the annotation of a GenBank genome assembly.
AUGGACCGCGUAAGUGGCGUGUGUAGAUUCGGAGGAGUGAUGUCGGCAGUAAGAACCAGAACUGGUCGUAGUAAGCGGCGCCUGACGGGUCAGAAUCAGCCUGAGGAUCUGCCGGAGCCACCGCGCCGUGGCCUGGGUGCCAUACUGGUUCUCGCCUGCAUUCUCGUCUACCACAACUGUUUGUACUGCGGUUUCGUCUUCGAUGACAUAAGUGCCAUAAAAGAGAACAGAGACUUGAGACCACAGACUCCAAUAUCAAACAUUUUCCUCAACGAUUUUUGGGGAACUCCUAUACAUAAGACCUCUGAUUCCAUUUACUCGUAA